AUGGACAAUUUUCUGCAGUCUGGAAAUUUUCCCAGCAAAUCUGAAUGGAAGAAAACAGUAAUUGAGAAUAUUAAUCAUACGGAGAUUGAGUUUUGGAAGAUCAAAACGCAACGUUAUAAACAAUUAGGAUUAUACAGCCAAGUCGUAAAAGAACCAAUGCGUAACAUGUGGCUGCAGUUUGCUCUCGAAAACAGCGAGAUGGCCAACCAAGUGGCAAUUAUUGUUAAAAUUCUUUGUGGGUCAUUCUAUGUGAAUGGU
This is a messenger RNA of Paramuricea clavata, 258 nucleotides long. NCBI's taxonomy places the organism in Eukaryota, Metazoa, Cnidaria, Anthozoa, Malacalcyonacea, Plexauridae. The record is from the annotation of a GenBank genome assembly.